This is a messenger RNA of Hydatigera taeniaeformis, 234 nucleotides long. The record is from the annotation of a GenBank genome assembly. NCBI's taxonomy places the organism in Eukaryota, Metazoa, Platyhelminthes, Cestoda, Cyclophyllidea, Taeniidae.
AUGUCUGUGUGGCAAGACUGGGUGAUUGGGCUGGCAUCGUUGUUUCCGCAGAACCGGCAAAACAGCUACGCAACGGCGACUGUGAUGGAGAUAUUGCGCUGUCUCCUCUUUUACGCUCUUCGCUUUGAAUUUGGGGGAUGGCGAGUGUGGAUUGACACCCUGGCCAUUCUUCACUCCCGCAUAGCCUUCGAAGAAUUUCGUCGCGCCAACCAGCAGGUAAUUUCCCCCUUAUAA